CAGCAGUAGAGUAGAAGAUGAAAGCUUUGGAAGAGUUGUGUAAAGACGUGCGUGAAGUUUUAAGAUAUCAAGCUUGUGUUAUUUUCUCUUAUUAGCUGCUGGUGGUGUCUCUUUCAGAUGCGGUAUAUGCGGCGACAGUUUAUGGUGUAUUAACAAAACGGAUUAAACAAUGGAGAAUGGGCAAAGCCGCCUCCGUCAGGCCCAGGAGGAUGUGGAGGAAAUCAAAGUUAUCAUGCUGGAUAACGUGAACAAGGCUGACGAGCGUGCGGGAAAACUCUGGGAGCUUGAGGACCGAGCUGAUAAACUACUUGAACAUAGCGAAAAAUUCUCAAAGACCUCGACUAAGGUGAAACAGAAGAAGCGUUGGGAGAAUAUUAAGUACAAAGUGAUAAUAGCAGCAGUUGUAGCUGCAGUGGUGCUUGGCAUUAUUGUGGUUGUGGUCUUUAUAUAUGGUUAGUUCACCCAAAAAUGAAAAUUAGCUUGUUAUUUACUCGCCCUCAAGC
Molecule: messenger RNA, 503 nt
Organism: Sinocyclocheilus grahami
Lineage: Eukaryota; Metazoa; Chordata; Actinopteri; Cypriniformes; Cyprinidae
Product: vesicle-associated membrane protein 5-like
Exons: 3
Coding region: 170-457 (95 amino acids)
Biological process (GO): Golgi to plasma membrane protein transport
Cellular component (GO): plasma membrane
Source: RefSeq, a predicted model, not a curated record